Oldenlandia corymbosa var. corymbosa is the source of this 522-nucleotide messenger RNA. Lineage: Eukaryota; Viridiplantae; Streptophyta; Magnoliopsida; Gentianales; Rubiaceae. The record is from the annotation of a GenBank genome assembly.
AUGUUGCUUAUAAAUCGCUCCAGAACUAUGAGUCAACUUGAUGGCGGUGAUGCUGAUAUUCAUGAGCCUACAAAAACGAUAGCUAACCGUUUGGGCAUAAUUCAGCUCAUUGCAUUUCGAGGCGUAUGUAAAAGUUGGCGAGCCGCUUCUUUUCCAGCUUCUGCGCACCUCGAAUCCGCGGCGAAAACGGCGCCUUGUUUCAUAGUUUACAAUGAUCAGGACAAGAAAUGUUCCCUCUAUUAUGAGGAGGACAAAGAUGCUAACAAAGUGGGAAGAAAGAAAUAUGAGUUGAGCAUCCCAGAAUUCGAAAAUGCUACUUGUCUUGCAUCAAAUCAUGGGUGGCUGCUUUUAAACCGACAUCCAUGUUCAGGUUCAGGCGCAGGCUCGUUGUUUUUCUUGUGCCCUUUCUCGCGGGCAAGGAUCGACUUGCCAGAAAUACCUGAAUCGGACAUCUCAGGUUAUGUUGGUGCCUUUUCGGGUCCUCCUACUUCUCCCGAAUGCAUUGUCACUGUGGCUAAUUAA